GCAAAAAAAAGAAAGAAAUAAAGUGACACAUAUUUGAAUUGCUUUUGUAAAUUUCCUUUUUCCCUGUUUAUUAUAAUAUUGAUAUUAAUGUAAAUAGGUAGAGUUUCUCACAGUAUAUAUUUUUGUUUUGUCCAUGGUUUGUGUCUUUUUAGAGGUCGGUCGCUGCUCAUUGUUGCUGUUUUGGCGGCUGAAAUGGCUUCGUUAAAUAUUGAUCUCCAACACCUACAACAGUGUUUCCUUAAUUACUCAAACAUUCUCAAAGCCAAAGCAGACACACUUAACAAAGAAAAAAAGAAGAUUCUAAUUGAAUUGGAUGACUGGUACCAAAACAAGCUGCCUGCUGCCAUUAAUGAAAGACAGACCAAAUGUAUAAAACAUGAUGAACUGUGUAAAUUGAUGCAAUGGAAAUUAACCCGUGGGAAAUUCCGUCCUCGCCUCACUGAACUGGUGAAGAGUAACGAAGCUGAGCAAGUGGAAUGUGUGAGUAGCAGAGCUUUCAAACAACUACCAGAUGUGAUUACAGCCAUGAAAACUUUGACAACAUUGAAAGCAGUGGGACCUGCAACAGCCUCAGCAAUUUUGGCAGCUGUUCUUCCUGAAAAGGUUCCAUUUAUGGCUGAUGAGAGCAUGAUUUAUGCUCUGCCAAACAGACCCAAGAUGUAUACAAUUCCUUACUUUACGGAUUACAUGAACGCUGUUAGCAAUAUCAGGAAAAUGUUUGCAAAAUCUGAUUCUAAAACCAUCCAAACCAAAUGGUCUGCUCACCAAGUUGAAUUGGCAUUGUGGGCUUCUUCAGUGGCCUCAUCUCUUCAUUUUCAGGUUGAUGUGUCUCUAAGCAAUGAAAAUACCAACAGAGAAGAUGGUUCUCCUGAAAAGAAGAAAAAGAAAUGUUAAAUUUGUAAAUAAUUUUCUUUCAUGUUGUUUUAAAGAGAGAUAUUUCUGCUGUUUUUGAGAGAAUUAAAAUAUAAUAAUAUAUAUAUGCUACAUCUUUGUGUGUGUGUGUAUGUAUGUGUGUACAUGUGUAUGUAUAUGUAUGUAUGUACAUGUGUGUAUGUGUAUAUCUGUGUGUGUGUGUGUAUAUAUAUUUUUUUUUUUUGUGAGUAACACUUUAGCAUUAGAAGCUGUUGAAUUUGUUGCAACUUAUACAAUUUAUUUUCUAAACCAUUUGGCACAAGCUAAA
Octopus bimaculoides (California two-spot octopus) is the source of this 1180-nucleotide messenger RNA. RefSeq lists its product as uncharacterized. NCBI's taxonomy places the organism in Eukaryota, Metazoa, Mollusca, Cephalopoda, Octopoda, Octopodidae. The record is from RefSeq and is a predicted model, not a curated record.